Messenger RNA from Colletotrichum graminicola M1.001, 1194 nucleotides. RefSeq names its product RF-1 domain-containing protein. Gene Ontology annotation, molecular function: translation release factor activity. The transcript is spliced from 2 exons. The record is from RefSeq and is a predicted model, not a curated record. NCBI's taxonomy places the organism in Eukaryota, Fungi, Ascomycota, Sordariomycetes, Glomerellales, Glomerellaceae. Gene Ontology annotation, biological process: translational termination. The coding region runs from base 1 to 1194 and encodes 397 amino acids.
AUGGACACAUCCGCACACCUCCCACCGGCCCUCCUCCAACGAGCCCGUACCAUCGCCACCGAACAUGAAGCCCUCGCCCGCUCCCUCGAAUCAGACUACGACACCAAGACGGCGCGGCGCCUCGGAGAGCUCUCGAGCGUCGUCACAGCCCUCCGCGAGUGGGAACAGGCGACGAGCUCCGUCGCCGAGCUCAAUGGCCUCCUCGGCUCCAAGGACAAGGAGCUCCGCGACAUGGCGGCCGAGGAGCUCGAGUCGACGAGGGACCAGCUCGCCGCCGUCUCCCGCAGGCUCUCGGCGUCGCUGACGCCCAAGGACCCCUACGCCCACAUGCCCUGCCUGCUCGAGAUCCGCCCGGGGCCCGGCGGCCUCGAGGGCCGCUUCUUCGCCGACACGCUGUUCCGCAUGUACAAGCAGUACUGCUCGCGCAAGGGGUACCGCGCCGAGGUGAUCAAGUACGAGACGGCCGACGCCGCCGGCGACCAGUCCACCGCCGCCGGCGAGAGCCCGCUGCAGGAGGCCAUCGUCGAGAUCCACGACCCGGGCGCCUACGACCUUUUCCGCGGCGAGGCCGGCAUGCACCGCGUGCAGCGCAUCCCGGCGACCGAGAAGAACGGCCGCGUGCACACGAGCGCCGUGGCCGUGUGGGUCCUCCCGUCCUUCCAAGAGAGCGGCGGCGAGGGCGGCGCCCAGGACAUGGACAACCCCGAGAGCGACUUCUACAUCGACCCGGCCGAGGUCAAGAUCGAGACGAUGCGGGCGCGCGGCGCGGGCGGCCAGCACGUCAACAAGACCGAGUCGGCGAUCCGCAUGACGCACGUGCCGACGGGGACGGUGGUGAGCAUGCAGGACUCGCGGUCGCAGUCGCGCAACCGCGAGGACGCCUGGAAGCUGAUGCGGUCGCGCGUGGCGCUGAUCCGGCGCGAGGCGCGCGAGGAGGCGGCCGCCCAGCUGCGCGACUCGGUCCUCUCCCAGCACCGCAUCUCGCGCAGCGACAAGAUCCGCACCUACAACUACAACCAGGACCGCGUCACCGACCACCGCGCCGGCCUCGACGUCUACAACCUCGACGACGUCAUCAACGGCGGCGAGUCGCUCGACAAGAUCGUCGACGCCGUCCGCGACUGGCUCGUCUCGGCCGACAUCGCCGCCAUGAUGGCGGACGAGGAGGCCAAGGCCAAGAAGUUGCAGAAAUAG